Molecule: messenger RNA, 1732 nt
Organism: Ciona intestinalis (vase tunicate)
Lineage: Eukaryota; Metazoa; Chordata; Ascidiacea; Phlebobranchia; Cionidae
Source: RefSeq
UAACAGCACUGCUGACGUAAGAAAUUUUCACAGAUUGGUGACACAAUUUGUAUAGCUUGACUGCGCAGUAGUUUGAAUCAGGCAGCAAAGUUUAUCAGGUUGCGGCGAAGUCAACAGAGAAAAUGUUACUGGUCAUAGCCUGCAUGUUAAGCGCAGCUUUUAAUGGCGCUGUGGGUGAACCAUAUGCUCCAACUAAUGCCUUUCGUGAGCCAGUGGCGCAUGCGCUAUACGAUUUUGGAAUGGACAUGUACAACCAACUAGAACCGUCAUGGCGUCCAACCGAAAAUAUUGUUAUUUCUCCAAUGUCAAUGUACGCCAUUCUCUCGAUUCUUUUACCAGGACUGAACGGGGCAUCGCAUGACCAAGUAUACAACGCCCUACGGAUGACAAACCUGCCUAGAAACGGGGUGGACGCCGAAUCAGCGAUGUGUAGCAAGAUAUUCCAAAUAAAUCCAAACUACGACCUGACGCGAGCGAACCGAAUAUUCGGCGACCGAACUUUGACGUUCAAGAAAUCGUACAAGAAUGAAACGUCAUGGCAUCACAAAGCGGCGCACAAGAAAGUCGACUUCCAACACUACCCAAAUAGAGCGCGGCGUAAAAUGAAUCGUUACGUUUCUAAGAUGACUGACGGUGAAAUACAACAGUUGAUUCCUAGAGAAGCCGUCACUACAGAUACCAGGAUAUUCCUAGUCAACGCCAUUGCAUUUAAAGCGGCAUGGAAAUCCUCAUUCAUAAAAGACGCAACAACUUUAACAAACUUCCAUGUCUCACCCACUAAAGUUAAACAAGCUGCAACCAUGUACACGUCAUCCGCUGUGUGCUUUCACCAGUCGCACGACGCUCAAUUGGAAUCUGACCUUAUAGUACUUCCAUUUAAAGGCGCCAAAACAACCAUGGUUUUUAUCGUGCCCAUUGUCGCUGGGAACUUCGGCCCGCUAAAGGGCGCUGUAGGAGCGUCCAAAAUUAGUCAGGCGCUGGACAGAUAUUGGACCGGGUACAGGAACAUGCCGAUCCCGAUGCGCGUCUGUGAAGUACGGAUGCCUAAGUUUAAAAUAACCCACAGCGUUGACGACCUAAUGGGGGCAAUGCGGGCAAUGAAUGUGACGGAUAUAUUCUCGACCGAGGCCGACUUUUCGCCUAUGACGCCAGAGCUUGUAUACGUCACAGACAUGCGUCACAAGGCCGUCAUAAAAGUGAACGAGCAAGGCGUGAAGGCAACAGCAGCGACAUCUAUCGGACUCACUGGUCGUUCUCUGCCAAUAAGAGUUGAAAUUAACCGACCCUUUAUGUAUAUGAUACGACACGAGCCGACAGGUGCUCUAUUAUUCCUCGGGCGAGUGGUUGAUCCGACAAAAUAACUCACCUAACCACCAUGCAUGUACAUUUAUCAUUGCGUAACACCCCGCUCUAUAUAACGUAUUAAUUAUAUUGCCCACUUCCGUUUCCACCCGCAUAACGUUGCAGGGUACUCAGCGUUUCAACAGCGUGCCUGCCGCGUGAAGUUCCCACUUCACGAAUGAUAAAUCGUCCUCGCCACGCUAAGCUUCGCUUCCUGCAACUACUUUCGCGUGAUUGAUGCGACAGGGUUGCGACCGGGCUUAGUUUACAAGAGGUUGGGGUAUUGUGGGAGGUUUAUGAAGUCUCUUUGUACGCGAAUAUGAGCGUACUGUGUUGCUUUGCCUUUGCGCAAUUUCGAUUGAUUGGUAAUACAAAUUCAUGCUGUACAGUA